AUGGUCGCUCCACCCGCAACGGGUGGUGUCGCACCUACAGCUGCAUCGGUCAACAAUGCUACCGCCCCUCGAGUGAACGGUGUUGGCCCUAAUAUGGUCACUCCAUCAUUUCCUUACAGUGCGCGUCAUGCACCUCCUCUUGAUCUACGUACGGUUGAGCGCAAGGGCAACCCCUCAAGUCGUGAUCCUCCCUCGAGGAGCCGUCUUUACAAUCUACCCGAAGCACCUACCUAUCGACCAACCGAAGCCGAGUUUCGCGACCCCAUGGAGUAUAUUCGAAGCAUAUACGACCAGGCUAGCAAGUAUGGAAUUUGCAAAAUUAUCCCGCCCGAGAAUUGGAACCCAGAUUUCGCUAUUGACACCGAGCGAUUCCAUUUUCGAACACGGCGGCAGGAAAUCAAUUUAGUCGAGGGGGGAAAUCGGACUAAUCUCAACUAUCUGGAUCAGCUCGCCAAAUUUCACAAACAACAGGGUGCUCAUCUUAAUCGGUUCCCAAGUGUCGACAAACGACCGCUUGAUCUGUACAAGCUCAAGAAGGCCGUCGAAGUCCGUGGUGGGUUCGAAAGGGUUUGCAAGGAUAAGAAAUGGGCCGAGAUUGGGAGAGAUCUGGGCUACAGUGGGAAGAUUAUGUCUUCGCUGUCCACGUCUUUGAAGAACUCAUACCAGCGGUGGUUGCAUCCCUAUGAAGAAUAUCUCAGACGGGUCAAACUCGGCGGUCCCCAACUACCCGAGAGCGAUCUCGGUGGUCCUUACUCACCACAUGUACAACCUCACCAAUCUCCCAUGAGCCAUCCAGGAGCUCCGCAUUCCGCGCCUCCAGUCAUGGCCACUGGCUCCCCUGCCAUGCAGCCCGCAGCGCCUCAAAGUCCUUCACUUCAACAUUCUCUCCCACCGUCCCAGCAACCGCUACAACCUCAACAGCCUCCUCCAAUUGCCCAUCAAUUACCGGCGCCCAGCCCGCAACCUCGGCCUAUAUCUUCUUCUGGGUUUACCGCUGUCAACAGUGGCUUUGCGGCAGUCAACAACCCAGGGGGGUUUACAGCAGUUAAUCACCUCCCUCCUCCAAUCGUCAAGACCGAAGCAAAUGGUGUUCAACCUAUGACGCAAAAUUCAGCAAGUCCUUUCGUCUCCAUCAAUGGUCCAGUCAUAACGACCGUUCAUCCCAAUAACGCAAUGACGAAUGGUUCCAACCCCUUGAAAAGGACCAUGAGCCAUGAUAGUCUCAAUGGUGAGUCUAGCUCUGAGGGUUUGGACACCGAGCUGGACGGUGUGAAUGGAAGAAGGAGCAAACGCCCGAAGAAAGACGCCCCCCCUGUGAUUCCAGGAAAUCAUAUUCCAGCGAUGCGCUCAUCAACACCACAAGUACGGGCGAAAUCUCAAGUCAGGAGACACGGUGAGAGAUGUGAGAAGUGCGGCAAAUCUGAUAACAGAGAGACCAUUCUACUCUGUGAUAGCUGCGACCUAGGUUAUCACAUGCAUUGUGUCGAACCACGCCUGACCCAGUUACCCGAGUUUGACUGGCAUUGUUCCAAGUGCUUGGUUGGCACUAACGAUUACGGCUUCGAGGAAGGUAGUGUCUACUCGUUGAAGCAAUUCCAGGACAAGGCGAACGCUUUCAGAGACAACUACUUCAGCACUCGGCAGCCCUUUGAUCCAGUGACGAACACUCAACGGAGGCUGACCGAAGACGAUGUUGAGCGAGAAUUUUGGCGUCUCGUUGAAGAUAUUACGGAAUCUGUUGAGGUGGAAUACGGCGCCGACAUUCAUUCCACAACGCAUGGAAGUGGGUUUCCAAGUGUCGAGAAGGCGCCAUUGAACCCUUACUCAAAAGAUCCGUGGAAUCUCAAUGUCAUGCCUUUUCUGGAAGAGUCUCUCUUCAGACAUAUCAAGGGUGACAUAUCUGGAAUGACUGUCCCCUGGCUCUACGUGGGAAUGUGUUUCUCUACAUUCUGCUGGCAUAACGAAGACCACUAUGCGUAUUCAGCCAACUACCAGCACUUUGGUGCUACGAAAACUUGGUACGGCAUACCUGGUAAGGACGCGCAUGCCUUCGAAUCAGCUAUGCGAAAGGCGGUUCCCGAGCUAUUCGAGACACAACCUGAUCUACUCUUCCAACUCGUCACGAUCCUCCCUCCCAAUCAACUGAGGAAGGCAGGGGUCGAAGUCUAUGCUCUUGACCAGAGAGCCGGCCAAUUUGUCAUCACUUUCCCUCAAGCGUAUCAUGCGGGAUUCAACCAUGGCUUCAAUUUCAAUGAAGCGGUCAACUUCGCUCCCGCCGAUUGGGAACCUUUUGGAGAAGCUGGCAUACAGAGACUACAGGAAUUCCGCCGUCAGCCAUGCUUUUCGCAUGACGAACUCUUGUUCACAGCAGCUGCAUCAGAUACAACCAUCAAGACUGCUAGGUGGCUGGGACCAGCCCUGGAGCGCACAAGAGAUCGAGAAUUGGUCGAGCGAGAGAAGUUCAUUGCGCUGCACAAAUCAUUGCGCCCUCACGAUGACUGCACGUUUGACACUCUUGCUUCGGAACCUCCCUAUGCUUGUGGUUUGACGAUAAAAGUCGAGAACGUUGAAUUGGAAGAGGAGGAAUAUCAGUGCUGCCAUUGCAAAGCCCUCUCAUAUCUUUCUCAAUUCCGUUGCCAUCACAGUCGUAAAAUCACCUGUCUCUUACAUCCUGACGUGGCUGAUUGCUGUGCCGAAACUCCACAAGAAAGACUAUUGGGACCUAACCACAGUCUGUUGCUGCGUUACACAAAUCACGAUUUGAAUAGUGUAGUACAGAAGGUUGUGGACAAGGCGAAUGUACCCGAAGCAUGGGAAGCAAAACUUGAAGCGCUUCUCACAGACGAUGCGGCGCCACCACUGAAGUCAAUGCAUACAUUGUUGACUGAGGGAGAGAAGAUCCCAUUUCAUCUCAAUGGACUGGACGACUUGGCAGAUUUUGUGAAAAGAUGUGAUCAAUGGGUCGAGGAAGCAAACCUUUAUCUAACUCGCAAACAACAAAAUCGACGCAAGACAGACAAGACGCUUCGAAGAUCGUCCAUUCGAAACGGCAAAGCUGAUGAAAAAGACGAACCCCAAUUGACACUAGAACGCAUGAAGGAAUUGAUCGAGGAUGGGGAGCAACUCAGCUUCAGUGCGCCGCAGCUCGAAAGUCUUCAGGAGAAGGUCCAGGUCAUAGACGAUUGGCGAGCCAAUGUCAAGCGAAUACUUUCAGGAAUGAUGCAAGCCAAUACCGAAGAGCUGGACACACUCCUGGAGGAAGGUCGAGGAUUCAUGGCAGGCGUACCUGAGCUCGCAAGCCUCGAAAAGGUUCACGCUCGCACCCAAUGGCUUGAGGAAGCUCGGCUUGUGAAAACAGAUGUGAAUCUUCGAACUUUGAACGAGUGUCGAGAUCUUCUGAAGCGGAUAGGAGAUCUCGAAAUCUUACCCCAGGUACCUGAGGUGGUGUAUCUGACAGAAGUGGUCCGUCAGGGAGAUUUCUGGGAGAUCAAAGCCGAAGAAGUCAUGGCUGCUGAAGAUGUUCACUAUCCUCAACUAGAGUCGCUACACUCACAGGUCCAAAAUCAGCAAUUUCCAGUCAACAAGGAUACAUUGGCACGGAUGGAUGCGAUCUUGGCGAGAAACCGAGAAGCGAAACGACAGAUCAUCACCCUAGUCGAGCGAAGUCAUGAUCCGGAUCUACGAAAGCGGCCUGAAUAUGUCUAUGUUCGAGACGUGGUCAAGGGUUUCGAGGAUCUCAAUGGUAAGCCACAUGGCGCCGCUGAUCUAGAGAAGGAGCUCCGAAGACAUGAAGAUUGGAUGCGUAGGGGCAAAAAGUUGUUUGGCAAGGCGAACGCUCCACUUCACAUUCUUGAGCAGCAUAUGAAGUUUGUGGAGGAGAAGAACAAUUUUUGCUUUGAUCUGAACGACACGUUUCGACCACCGGUGGAACCAGCGUCGAGAGAAGCAACGCCCAAUGAGGGCCAGGAGAGGAAUGCAAUUGGCGACGAUGAAAAGCCGGUGUUCUGUAUCUGUCGACAACCUGAAGCAGGUCUCAUGAUUGAAUGUGAGAUCUGUCAUGACUGGUACCAUGCAAAGUGCUUGAAACUGGCGAGGGGCAAGGUAAAGGAAACAGAGAUGUUCACAUGCCCCAUUUGUGACUGGCGUGUGAAGAUUCCUCGUGAUGCUGCCCGGCCCAAACUGGAAGACCUCUUGGACUGGCAAGCAGAAAUCGCUGAUUUGCCCUUUCAACCUGAGGAGGAAGAGCUUCUCAAACGGAUUGUGGACAAGGCUUCGAACUUCAGAGACUUUCUACAACAAUAUACAAGCGGGAAUCAGCUCUGUAGGACCAUCGAGGAGAUGCCGGAGAUGCUCUUCUAUCUGCGAAAGAUUGAAGGUGCAGAGGUACUUCUGGCCUAUGAGACAAAUAUCUUCCGACAAGCGCUUCAUACGUGGCAGCCAAUUGCACCUGAACCACCGCCAAUUUUGGAUCAGAGCUUGUCAACCCGGAAGCCACGCCCAACUAAGCAGCAAAAAUUGAUGAAAGAGCUCGGAGUAGAGAAACCCGAAGACCUCCCUCCUCAUCUCAGGACGAAAACUUAUGUGCGCAGGAAGACUCAAGAAUCAUUCGUCACAGGCCCGUUACUUCCCAAACCUUCCACUCAAUCACCAUCGGCUCCAGGAUCUGCGGCAAGCCCAAGUCAAAGUCAUACAGCUGGUAACGCUGAAACACCAGGGGCGAUGCAGCGACAAGGUUCGACGGGCAAUCCAGCCUCUGCUGGAGGAUUUGAGGGUGGGUAUCUCUCUGGGUCAACACCUUACAGCGGCGCCUUUGGAGCCCACCGUCCAGGAUCAUUCCCUCCUCGGUCCCCUUCGCCUAUGUUCAGCCCGACCAGAGAUCAACCACCGGAGGGAAUGAGGGAUCCGAUGAUGCCGGCAUUCAGAGGAGAGACGAGCGCAGAACCGCGAAACCUUGAUGCGUCCUUUCCCAUGUUUCGGCCUGACGAGGGGUUAGGCUUAGAUGGCGAUGACGAUCUUCGCAACGGUUUGACCAAUGUCAGCGCCAGCGAGACAAAUACACCGCACGACAGAUCACCUGCCGGAGGGGGCGAGUACGACAACAUGUUCAUGGACAUGACAAAUCAUGAUGUGGAUGGCACCCAUGAGACCGUGCCCAGCCUCGAGCAGGAAACGAGUCACGCGAGCGAAGCUCUCGACAUGAUUCGAACAGCCAGUCAUGAGCCUGGUAAUGAGCCCGCUGAUGAGGGUGACGGAGAUAUUGUUUCGAAGAAUUUUGAUGACUUCAUCAAUGGAGACGAACCGAAUUAG
Exophiala bonariae is the source of this 5307-nucleotide messenger RNA. RefSeq lists its product as uncharacterized. The record is from RefSeq and is a predicted model, not a curated record. The transcript has 5 exons. Gene Ontology annotation, biological process: regulation of DNA-templated transcription; chromatin remodeling. Bases 1 to 5307 code for a protein of 1768 amino acids. Gene Ontology annotation, cellular component: nucleus; chromatin. Gene Ontology annotation, molecular function: histone H3K4me/H3K4me2/H3K4me3 demethylase activity; DNA binding. NCBI's taxonomy places the organism in Eukaryota, Fungi, Ascomycota, Eurotiomycetes, Chaetothyriales, Herpotrichiellaceae.